AGUAUAGCGGUUGGUUGCUUCUGUGACUGCUGCUGCCCACACUCAGAACGAUCCCUCUUGGCUCUACGUUGUCUUGACUUUUACGUUUUGGUUUUCCCGCGCCUAGCCGUCGCGACAGUUUACGCUUUUCAUUGAAUCAAGCAUCUCUAGCUAAACAAUUUUUUUUUUCUCGGAGUACUAUUCCAUCGCAGUAGUCUUUGAUCUACUGCGCAAAAUACGGCCAUACUGAUUUUUUUUCUUUGCACUGCUGCCGCUAUUACUUACUUGAUUGCUUACUGACCGAGGACGACCAGUUCCGUAUGAGAUUCACGAAACUUGGAGUACCAAUUUUUCUCUACAUUACGUAAGCACCUGUAACUGGAGAUUUCGGAACGAUAUAGUUUGCGACGCGCUCGAGUUCUUUAAAGAACGAAAAAAAAAAUCGUAGUCCCUACGUACGUCGAGAACGAAACAAAAACAAUCGUUGUCCCUGCGUACGUCGAGAACGAUAUAUACGUGCAUGAGUAUACGAGUGAGGCCGACGGACACGUGCUCGCGGUCAAGGAUUUGCUAGAGGACAGGUGCAAGUAGAGCUGCUGCUGCUGCUGUUGCUGCUGCUGCUGUUGAUAUUGCUGUAAAUUACAUCGAAUGCUUUGUAAGCAACCUCAUCGCCGUCCUUUUCGCCGUCGACAUUACGGCCUCGGACAUAAUGAAUAGAUAGCUUUAAUCAAUCAAAAAUCGAAGAUGCGGAAAAAAAUAAGAUUUAACAACUAGAUGUAUUUUAAUAGACGAUAACCAUGCUCCAAAGGAUGCACCUUUUCAUUUUUUCUCUUGUACUAAAUAUCGUCUAUGCGGUGGAUAACUUAUCAUCAUUUCGACCUAGAGGACUUUAUACAAAUGAGGAGCUUUUCGACUCACACGAGAUCGUCUACCCACGAAAGGUGACCGCACAUGGGGAGUUAAUAUCAUAUAAUGUUACUCAUCACCAUCAAAAACAAAAUGAUGAUCAUGCAGUACAUUACCGACUGGCGAUCGAAGGUCAAGAGUAUCAUCUUGAGCUACUUCCGGUUAGCGACUUUAUCAGUCAAAAUAUGGUUGUUGAAAGGCGGAAACGAGCAGUACAUCACCGUGUACCUCAGAAACAUCAUUGUCACUAUCGAGGUGUUAUUCGAGAUCAGCCUGAUUCCCGUGUUGUCUUGUCUGCCUGCAAUGGUUUGACGGGCUUCUUGCACGGCGAUCACGGUGAGAGUUGGUUGGAGCCGGUAAGUCGCGAGCACGAGGGCCACUAUCGUUCGCCGGAGGCGGUGGUGCAUCACCGGGCUCACCUGCUGUUCCGCAAAGCACGCGGCAGUGAACAGGCGCCACGUCAGCGCCGACCGCGCCGUAAAAAAAAGAAGAAACACGAGAGAAACUGCGGCACCCGCGAACCUCGACGGCUUAUGGAAACACUACUUGAAUGGCAAACGCAACCAGGACUAGUGCAGGUGCAGGGGCGCGGUAGGCGACGUCAGCGAGCCAAACGUUCGGUCAGUCGACCACGUCACGUGGAGGCACUAGUAGUCGCGGACACGACUAUGAUGGCUUUCCAUCAGGAUGGUGAUGUUGAAACGUACUUACUGACCAUCAUGAACAUGGUGUCGGCCCUUUACCUUGACCCAACCAUUGGCAAUUUCAUCAAUGUCGUCGUUGUUAGGAUUAUUCUGAUGGAAGAGGACGAGGCCGAGCAGGGACUUAACAUAACAAUAAAUGCGGACAAAACAUUGUACAACUUCUGCAAGUGGCAGCAGAAAUUGAAUCCCCCUGACGAUUCUCAUCCGAACCAUCACGACGUCGCUAUUUUGGUCACAAGAGAAGACAUUUGCUCCAGGGCAAAUACCCCUUGCAGCACUCUUGGUGUGGCUCACGUUGCAGGUAUGUGUCAGCCCGAUCGUAGCUGUAGCGUCAAUGAAGACAAUGGAAUUACUCUCGCUCAUACUAUUACCCAUGAGCUUGGUCACAAUUUUGGUAUGUAUCACGACACUGAAAAAAUUGGAUGUAGUAAGAGAGACGGCGACAAACUACAUGUCAUGACUCCUACAUUCGAGGCCGAUACCGUUGGCGUUGCUUGGUCGAGAUGUUCAAGAAGGGACAUCACGAAUUUCUUAGAUCAGGGAAAAGGAGAAUGCCUUGAAGAUGAACCAGCUGACAAUGACUAUGCUUAUCCGGAUUUGCCACCAGGAGCUAUGUACAAUGCUGAACAUCAGUGCAGACUUCAGUUUGCUGUUAGGGAAGCAUCAGUUUGUUCGCCAUUGGAAGAAAUUUGUUCAAAAUUAUGGUGCGUAGUUGAUGGAGUUUGUACCACAAUGUUACAUCCUGCCGCUCCUGGUACUCAUUGCGGAAAACAUAUGUGGUGUCAGAAUCAAGAAUGCGUGCCAAUAGUUGAUCGUCCCCAGCAGAUCGAUGGUGGCUGGGGAGAAUGGGGUGCCUGGAGUGGGUGUUCACGCAGUUGCGGUGCGGGCGUCUCAAUCGUAGAGCGUAAAUGCGAUCAUCCUGAACCAGCUAACGGCGGCAAGUUCUGUAUUGGCAAGAGACGCCGUUACAAGAUUUGCAAUACAGAAGCCUGCCCUGAAGGGCAGCCUAGUUUUCGAAGUGUACAGUGCACGAAUUACAACGGUGUCGAAUACAAGGGCAAGAACUAUACUUGGUUGCCAUAUUUUGAUCAAACUGAACCUUGCGAGCUUUACUGCACAGACACGGAAGAGAGCGUGAUCGUACCAUGGGGCGAGGCAGCGCUCGAUGGAACACCUUGCAAUGUCGGCACGAGAGACAUGUGCAUCGCUGGUAUAUGCAGGAAAGUUGGAUGUGACUGGGCAGUUGACUCAGACGCGACGGAAGAUCGAUGUGGAAUAUGUCAUGGCGAUGGCACGCAAUGCGUUACCAUACGUGGUUUAUAUGAUAAAAACGAAGGUCCUGGAUACAGAGAAGUGGUAGUGAUUCCUGAAGGUUCCCGGAAUAUUAAAAUUGAAGAGAUUGGUAAUAGUAAAAAUUAUAUUGGCAUCGGUCGACCUGGUUUGGACGAGUAUUUCUUGAAUGGGAAACGGCAGAUUACCUUGGCCGGAGAGUACCAAGUUGCUGGUACACCAGCUUUAUAUGAACGGGAUCGAGAUAAAGAGAAAGUGAGGAUACCAGGACCCAUUAAGGAAGACAUCGUUGUAUAUUUGAUAUACCGAGGACACUAUCGUAACUUUGGACUUCGAUACGAGUACACUGUGCCAAAAAAAGACGAAGGUCGUGCACCCGAGUACUCGUGGGUGUUUUCCGACUGGUCCCUUUGUACGGUAACAUGUGGCGGCGGCAUGCAGACAUCACACGCGGUUUGCCAUGAGAGUAAGAGUGGCACUGUUGAAGAUAAAUUCUGUAAUAGCACUAAAAGACCUGAACUAAUGACCCGCGAGUGCAACGUCAAACCAUGUCCUGCGAGAUGGUGGUUUGGUCCAUGGCAAAUGUGUCCAGUAAUAUGUGGUGAGGGGGCGCUACGAAAGCGCUCGGUAAUGUGCGUAUCAGCAAGUCGUGGUGAAGAUCAGCCAGAACUUGCACUACCCGAUCAUGAUUGUGAUGAAAAUGCGAGACCGGAAGAAGUUGAGCCUUGCCCAGAGUUGCCUUUGUGCGAGACAGUAAGCACCGAGGCACCCAUCAUUAUGAUUGCCACUGACGAAAAAAAUACUGCAUUUUACAAUGUUAGCGAGGCUACUGAUUCGACGACUCUUGACAGUACCGAGAUUCUUGAGUUUGAUAAUGUUGUUGACGUUGACGGCCCCAUCGAUAACUCUGAUUACAACGCCAAGCCCAAAUGGCAAGUGUCCAAAUGGAGUCAAUGCAUCAGUGGCAAGAGAACGAGAAAAGUGUCUUGCUCGAUUGUCAAUGAGUCCGGCAUGUGCGGUAUCGAAACUAAACCCUCUGAUAUGGAGGAAUGUAAGUCUGGCAAGUGGGUGACUGGUAAAUGGGGCGUUUGUAAUGCGACUUGUAGUACAAAGUCGGGUCAAAAGCUACGUGACGUCACUUGUCAAGACAGGCAGACUAGCUCACCCUCUAUGGAUUGUAAUCCUGAAAGAAAACCACUGGAAGUUAGACGCUGCCAUCACAAGAAACAGUGUCCAGACGAAAAAAUUGGAUGCAAAGAUAGUAUUAAUCCAUCAUGGAUGUGCUCAGCUUACCGUCGAAUGUGCGAUGCAUCAUCAAUUGUUCGCGAGAAAUGCUGUGCAACUUGUUUCAAAAGACGAAAACACGUUCGACAUAAUCGUAGACAGGGUAAUAAUGAUUAAAUUAAAGAAAUUUUUGUUAACAGUGUUUACACCAUUUAUAGUUGGAGAUAAAUUAAAAUAAUUUUUUUAUUCCAUGUCAUUGGUAAUUAAUGAAUAUGAUAGAAUUAUAAACCAUUUCUACAUUACCAUUUUUAUUUAUUUCAGAUUUAGUAAACGAAAACUGAAAAUAACAAUUUUAAGAAAAUUCAAUAUUUUCAUAUUACAGAACAUUUCAAUGAAUAUUACUCCAGUCAUUCUUAUUUUGUGUGCUUAUUUGUGAUUUUAAUUUAUUAAAAGCAAUAAGCGUUCUUAUCAAUCUGUCAAUUUUAUAAAAUCUAAAUAACUUUUUCUUAAUAUAUAAAUUUGCAAAUAAUAAUAGAAAGCAAUAAGAAAAUUUUAACGGUAUUUGCGGCCGGGAUAUCAAUUUUACACGAUUUAAUUCUACAUACAUUUAAAACUUUUGUUUAUUUAACAUAAUCCUGUUCUAUUAAAUACAAAAAAUAAAAUAAUAGAAAAACAUGAUAUACCUGAUAUUGUACCUUUCUACGGAAAAAUUAACAAAUGAUUUAUUGGAAUGAAAUAUGCUACAUGAUGUGAUGUAAAUUCAAUGAUUUUUCUAUAAUAGGCAGAAUUUCAAACGUUUAAUUCUUUCAAAUAUUCAUCUAUUCCAGUAGACAUUUUAGGUAGAAUACUUUUAGAUAAUUGUUUUCCAAUCGAAUUUGCUGUGAAAAGUUUUCAUGUUUAACAGUAUCUUCUGUUCUAAUAAAUAUUAUUUUAUUCAUUCUGUUCAAUCAUAUGAAAAUUAUAUCAAAUAAAAAUAAUUAAAAAAUACGUAUUGAAUCAAAUCGUGUAGAAACGAUAUCUGUGCGAAACGAACUCAGCCGUAUUGGCAAAGGUUUGCACUUUAAUUACUUUUAUAGUACGUUUACAGUAUUUCAAUGUAUAGUAUUACAACUUAAUAAUAAAUGUUCUACUCUCUUAUAUUUUGGUCAUUGUAAGAUAAUUAAUUAGGGAAAAAAAACAUUAUGCGCGAUUUUAUAAUGUAAUAAUAAUUGAGAUACAAUACUUUAUGCUUACGAAAUGACCGUUAGAUUUUUAUUGUUCAUUAAUAAAAUUGUAAAUGAAAGCAAAUACGUAAAAAACAAUUAAAACUUGUAAAAAAAUUUCUCUUCU
Molecule: messenger RNA, 5432 nt
Organism: Phymastichus coffea
Lineage: Eukaryota; Metazoa; Arthropoda; Insecta; Hymenoptera; Eulophidae
Product: A disintegrin and metalloproteinase with thrombospondin motifs 7-like
Exons: 17
Coding region: 777-4280 (1167 amino acids)
Biological process (GO): extracellular matrix organization; proteolysis
Cellular component (GO): extracellular matrix
Molecular function (GO): metalloendopeptidase activity
Source: RefSeq, a predicted model, not a curated record